Molecule: messenger RNA, 1959 nt
Organism: Penicillium odoratum
Lineage: Eukaryota; Fungi; Ascomycota; Eurotiomycetes; Eurotiales; Aspergillaceae
Product: universal stress protein family domain protein
Exons: 4
Coding region: 1-1959 (652 amino acids)
Source: RefSeq, a predicted model, not a curated record
AUGUCGUACCACUCUGGACGCAUCUCCCCCUUACCACCAGAGAAUGCGCCAGAGAUUCAUUCAACUAUCCUCGAACAACGAUCCUCUCCUUCCCCGCCGAAAGCCUCAUACAAAGAUCAGAAACCGUCGCUGAGUCGCGCCGUCCAGAGCUUGCUCAGCACCCCGCAGUCUGCAAGGGGUGCGGGCACUGUCAGCGGGGCUGUCCUAUCUUCACGAGAUCGUGGCAAUCGAAGCCCAGUCGAACCUCUCAUAUCUUCGCCCCUCCGUAUAAGCUCAUCCGUGAUGUCGUCCGCUCCGAGCUCUCCCGAAAGACACAGGGCCGACCCUGACGAUCCGCCGCGGAGAUUAUCUGACCAAUUUACCAGAGAGACCGACCCGGCAUCUGUUGGGCAGAAGGAUUCAAGGCCGGCGACUGCGCCAACAAGCCCAGAGAAUGCUGUGUCCAAGAAGCAUAAACCACAAGGACGGAGUGCGAUGUCUGCAAUGAUGUCAGGAUUGGAGUCGCGCUUGUUUCCUAAGAGUUUCACUCGUGGCAGAGACUCAAGCCGAAGCUCGAGUCGACGUGGUUCAUCUGUGGACUCUAGGUCUCCUUCUGCGGGGGCGCGGUUUAGUAGAUCACUUUCUCCGGGCACCCGGGUCUCGCAGCUUGGACAGUCUAAGACGCCCGAGGAAAAGCCGACCGAUAUCAAUUACGACUCGGGACAUAGCAAAUCAGAAGAGACUCUAUCCAAGCUAUCUGGCAGUCACAAACUACCAGAUUACGUCAAGCCUGCGGAUGAGGAGCCUGGAGAGCGUCUGGCCAAAGAUGUGUUUGACAGUGACAAGAACUUGAUUGAAAGCAGUGAUGAAGACGACGACGUCUCAAGUGAGGAUGAUAUUCCUGGUGUACAAGUGGUUCACUCGCGCGGUCGUAAGAACAGACCAACAGAUAUCAGUUCUAUCAGUCAUAGUGACUUUCAACCAAAAAACAAGCACCAGGACAGCGAAGAGCAAAAAUCAAAUUCCAAACCCGGCGACAACGGGGGAAUGAAGCCUAGAAAGUCAGCAUUGAAGUCGGUUAUUCACCCUAGGACAAGUUAUGACAUUCCGACGCCGGCUACACAAUCGGUGGCUGGUACACCCUAUGGAUCGGAGGAUGAAGCAGAGCGAGAUGACAUUCACCGUGCACAGCAACUCGGCAUUUCAAUGUCUGCCAUUGACAACCGUGUUCCCAAUCGAUCCAUUCGCACAAUUAUUCGUGGCGACUUUGCGAGUCUCCAAGAAGAGGCCGAUGGCGGGCGCCGUCGCCAACGAAAAUACUUGGUUGCUACUGAUUUGAGUGAAGAAUCGGUCUACGCUUUGGAGUGGACUAUUGGAGCCGUUCUGCGAGACGGUGACACCCUGUAUGCGCUGUACGCGGUGCAUGAAGAUGCCAAUACCCCGUCUGUGCAGGUUGGUGAGGGGGCCAAGGCCAUGCAAGAUGCUGCUGAUGUCGUGGGUACCCAGACAAAGGAAGCUACCCAAAACUCUAGCCGCAAUCUGCUGGGCCGCCUUGGUCCAGGGACCACUAGCAAAUCGAGCUCUGUCGAUGCUCGUGCAUCGCCCCUUGCAGAGGCAGAGCGAGUCAAAGCGGUUGAAGCAGUGUCCAAUACGUGUGUGAAAUUGCUACGAAAGACACUUUUGCAAGUUCGCAUCGCAGUUGAGCUUAUCCACUGUAAAAGCCCCAAGCUUAUGAUCACUGAAGCUAUUGACGAGCUUGAACCUACUCUUGUCAUUGUCGGCGCACGAGGCCAGAGCGCCCUGAAGGGUGUACUUCUCGGUUCAUUCUCCAAUUACCUCCUCUCCAACUCCUCUUCUCCUGUCAUGGUUGCCCGUCGCAAGCUCAAGCGGUACCCUUCAAAGGGUAGAUUUAGCAAGGACCUGCGCCUGUCCAACAACCUCAAAACUCCCAAGAGUCUCACACAAGCCAAGGUUGAGUGA